AUGGUCAAUCUCAUGGUCAAUCUCAUGGUCAAUCUCAUGGUCAAUCUCAUGGUCAAUCUCAUGGUCAAUCUCAUGGUCAAUCUCAUGGUCAAUCUCACGGUCAAUCUCACGGUCAAUCUCACGGUCAAUCUCAUGGUCAAUCUCACGGUCAAUCUCACGGUCAAUCUCACGGUCAAUCUCACGGUCAAUCUCACGGUCAAUCUCACGGUCAAUCUCAUGAAGCGACUGGAGCAUCGGGUUGAAAUUUGUAGGGCUAUGAAUAAUCAACAUUGUUCAGGAUAUCAAAAAACUCCUUACAACUUAGUGUUCAGGCAACUGCCUCAUAACGACACGAAGAUGAUUAAUCAUUUAGAAAAUAAUAAUUUGUAUUCGCAAACUUUAGAUGCUCACAAUCCUCCGGAAGAUUUAUCUUUAAUAACCGAAUACGAAUCAGAUUCUGAUAAAACUGAAACUGAGCUGAAUACCAAGUGGGUUGUUCACCAUUUGUUAACCACCACAACAAAUAACAGCGAUUGCUGA
This is a messenger RNA of Dentiscutata erythropus, 519 nucleotides long. The record is from the annotation of a GenBank genome assembly. Lineage: Eukaryota; Fungi; Glomeromycota; Glomeromycetes; Diversisporales; Gigasporaceae.